Messenger RNA from Gamsiella multidivaricata, 2349 nucleotides. RefSeq names its product AMP deaminase. Gene Ontology annotation, biological process: IMP salvage; AMP metabolic process. The transcript is spliced from 5 exons. The record is from RefSeq and is a predicted model, not a curated record. The coding region runs from base 1 to 2349 and encodes 782 amino acids. Gene Ontology annotation, cellular component: cytosol. Gene Ontology annotation, molecular function: AMP deaminase activity. Lineage: Eukaryota; Fungi; Mortierellomycota; Mortierellomycetes; Mortierellales; Mortierellaceae.
AUGGACGAGACCAAGGCUGAAGAGAACACCAAGCCAAACUUCGCGCCCAAUGACGAGAUCACACUCGAGCUCCAGUCGCUCUACACCAACUUUCAGAAGUGUCUUGAUCUCCGUGAAAAGUACAUGAAGGUCUCAUGCCAGCGCGUCGGAGAUAACCCCAGCGACAAGGACGACUGGGAGAUCUACCCUCCUCCUCCACCUCCUUCCUGGCCCAUUACCGAGCAUAAGGGUCGAGUGACUGACGGACCUGAUAGCAUCGGUAGCGAUUUCAUCCACGAGGAGGCUAAGAUCCCUGGAUCCUGCGACUAUGUCUUUGAGAUGGACGACACUGGUAUCUAUCAGGUGUUCGCGAACCAGGAGGACUUUGAGAAGAAGCAGCCCAUUGUUCAGGUGCCAACUCCUAAGGAAUACUUUGUCGACCUCGAUUUCGUCCUCUCGGUCAUCUCGGACGGCCCUACUAAGAGCUUCGCAUUCAGACGUCUCAAGUACCUCGAGAGCAAAUGGAACAUGUACAUUCUCCUAAACGAGUACGAGGAGUUGGCUGAGGCCAAGCGUGUGCCUCAUCGUGAUUUCUACAACGUGCGUAAGGUCGACACUCACGUUCAUCAUAGUUCCUGUAUGAACCAGAAGCAUUUACUCCGCUUCAUCAAGUCAAAGAUGCGCAAGACCCCGAAAGACGUGGUCAUUUUCCGUGACGGCAAGGACCUAACCCUCGAGGAGGUGUUCAAGAGUUUGAACCUGACAGCGUACGACCUCAGCAUCGAUACCAUGGAUAUGCACGCCCAUAAAGAUUCAUUCCACCGUUUCGACAAAUUCAACUUGAAGUACAACCCAAUCGGCGAGUCGCGUCUCCGUGAAAUCUUUAUGAAGACAGAUAACAAGAUCAAGGGCCGCUACUUGGCUGACAUCACCAAGGAGGUCAUCUCAGAUUUGGAGCAGAGCAAGUACCAGAUGGCCGAGUACCGUAUCUCGAUCUACGGCCGCAGCGAGUCCGAGUGGGACAAGUUGGCCGACUGGGUGGUCGACAACAAGCUGUUCUCGCCCAACGUUAGAUGGUUGAUCCAGGUGCCUCGUCUCUACAAUGUCUAUAAGGCGACCAACUCGGCCGAGAACUUUGAGCAGGUGAUCGUGAACAUCUUCAAGCCCUUGUUCGAGGUGUCGAAGGACCCAACAAGCCAUCCCAACUUACACAUCUUCCUUCAGCGCGUCAUCGGAUUCGACUCUGUGGACGACGAAUCCAAGGCCGAGCGUCGUAUUUACAAGAAGUACCCGUACCCUCGUGCGUGGAACACGGCGAUGAAUCCUCCUUACAGCUACUAUAUUUACUACAUGUUUGCCAACAUGACGAGUCUCAACCGCUUCCGCCAGAAGCGCGGCUUUAACACAUUUGUGUUAAGACCCCACUGUGGCGAAGCCGGUGACACGGACCAUUUGACCUCAGCCUUCCUGACUUCGUUCGGUAUCUCUCACGGAAUCCUCCUUCGAAAGGUCCCGGCUUUGCAGUAUCUGUUCUACCUGACCCAGAUGGGUAUUGCCAUGUCACCAUUGUCCAACAACGCCCUGUUUCUCGACUAUGAGAGAAACCCGUUCCCGGUAUUCUUCCAUCGUGGACUCAAUGUUAGUUUGAGUACAGAUGAUCCUCUGCAGUUCCACUUUACCAAGGAGCCGCUUAUCGAGGAGUACAGCGUUGCUGCUCAGAUCUGGAAGCUGUCAGGGGCAGACAUGUGCGAGAUCUCGCGCAACUCCGUCCGCCAUUCUGGUUUUGAGAACAAGGUCAAGAAACACUGGAUCGGCAAGAAAUGGUACCUUCCCGGUGUCCAGGGCAACGAUAUGGAGAAGACCAACGUCCCCAACAUCCGGGUCGCCUUCCGGUACGAGACCCUGCGUGAGGAGCUCGAUAUGCUCCAGCGAUACUCCCAGCUGGCGCACCCGCCGACGUUCACAACCUCGAACCACGAUCUGAGCAAGCGCAUGGCAUCAACUGUGCCCUCGCCUGCGAUGUUUGCGCAUAAUAUCAACAGUGCCUAUGGUGGUUCGCUAAUGAUGCCAAAUUCGCCUUUUGCGCUCAGUCCACAGAGCACUUUGGGCUUUGGAGCAGGCGAUGUUAGUGAUAUGAACUUGGUUCAGACCCAUCCCCAUUUGCCGAACACGUCGAUCGAGACAGUGCUCGAGAAAGGUGGGGUGCACCAUACGAAUGUAAUGACGGUCGCUCAUCAACUGGGUAUGCUGUCCGUCGUGGCCGGAGUCUCGGAGAUGGCGGAGCGUGCGGCUGCCAAGAAGCGAGAGAGGCUUCGUCUGGCUGCGGAGCAAAAGAUUGACGAGAAGGAUGAACAGAAGGGCGAUGCUUAA